UAUUUCACUUAGCAACCCUGAUCCUUUUGCUGUGAGGUUUUUUAUGCUUAUAUCUGCCAUCAUCCUAUUGAGCAAUGGCUUGUUCUCAUUUUUAUGUGCACUCUGACUUUCUGGUGAUAAUGUCUUCACAGUAGAAGAGUUAAAGGUAUGGAAUAUGACGAUAUAAUUGGAUAUAGCCAAGCAGCAACAUUUCCUGAUCAGCAUGUUAAAAAAUAAGGCUCAUUCAUCUAAACAAGAUCGCUUAGCGGUCACUGCUGUUGCUUUACAAGAUCACAUUCUACGUGAUUUUGAACUUCAAAAUCUUUCAGUAGCAGAUUAUUGUAAGACAAAGGUACAAAAAAGAGAGAACAGAUCCAAAUUUCUAAAAAGAAAUAUGAAAGCAAUAAUAGACACUGGACUUAAAAAAACUACACAAGGCCCGAAAGCAGAAGAUCCAGAAAAAGAAUAUGUUCUCGACCCAAAGCCACCACCGUUAACUUUAGCACAGAGGCUGGGCCUGUUCGAACCUCCCCCACUGCCUCUGUCAUCAGAGGAAUGGGGAAAAGUAAAACAGAGAUCCAUCCUGCAAGGGGAUUCGAUGCAGCCCUGCCCAAUAUGCAAGGAAGAGUUUGAACUUCGCCCUCAGGUGCUGCUGUCGUGUUCCCACGUGUUUCACAGAGCAUGUCUUCAGGCUUUUGAAAAGUUCACGAAUAAAAAAACCUGUCCCCUCUGUAGAAAGAGCCAGUAUCAAACCAGAGUGAUCCAUGAUGGGGCCCAGCUAUUCAGAAUAAAGUGUGUGACAAGAAUCCAAGCCUGCUGGAGGGGACACAUGGUUAGAAAGUGGUACCGAGACCUGAGGAAGACACUGCCUCCCACAGAUGCCAAGUUGAGAAGAAAAUUCUUUGAAGAAAAGUUCACAGAGAUCAGUCACCGUGUCCUGCGCUCCUUCCACACGGACAUAGACGAGCUCUUUGCAGAAAUCGACCGCUGCUUGGCCAUAAACCGCAGCGUCCUGCAGCAGCUGGAGGACAAGUGUGGCCGCGAGCUCACAGACGAGGCCUGGCAGAAAAUCCACAAGCAGGCUCUGCACCGGGAGGCCUGCGAGUGUCCCAUCUGCCUGACCCCACUUUCAGCAAGCAGCGACAGCCACCACGCGGCGUCGGGGACAGGCGGCGGCCAGCGCUCCCGGGAGACCGUACUGCUGUCCUGCUCACACACGUUUCACCACGAGUGUCUCCUCGCCCUGGAGGAGUUCUGGGGGCACGGCUCCCCUUUCCACGUCUGUCCUGUCUGCCGCUCUUGCUACCAGAAGAAAAUUCUUGCAAGUUGAACUCAUGGCAGGAAACAUUAUACCAUUUUGGGGGAAGCCCUGCUUAAAUAUGGACGACUUGUGGGGGGGUUGGGGUUAAGUGCCACAGUGUAAUCUGUUCUCUUAGUCGUACAGGGGAAACCCAGCUAUGCUGUAAAAGCUGACAGCCCAUCCAGUUUUACUCUUUAGUCCAUAAAAAGAAAAUUUCAAAUUCAUGAGUUUAAUCUGCUCAAAGUGAGGAAAGAAUAAAAUUUGGGUUUCAGGGGUUCUGUAACUUACUGAUGUGUUGCUUCAUGGACCAGUCAGGAUUGCUCAGAGCAGUAAAUCACUCCCUUUCUUCAUCUGAAUAACUGGCCUGUUUCCAUGGAGUUCUGAUUGGCAGCAGUGGGCCUGCCAGGCGGUCCCACUGUGUCCCAGGCUCCGCCAAGGACAUGGGUGCUGCACACAGCUUGUCUGACCAGCACGCUGGUAACCUGAAAGCACCCUUAAAAGAAGUGUCUCUGAGGAGGGAGGUGUAGGCAGAGGAGAGACCAGAGGACCUGUCUCCUCACCCUCCAGGCAGACUGUCCAGUCGACACAGAAGGGUUGUGCAUGCGUCCAAGGGGCCGUGAACGGAGUCCCGCAGCAUCGUGGCACUCUGCCACCGCAGGCCACAUCCCUGAUGCUCAGGGCCACCAUCUGUAAGUGGCGCAUUCUUUUAAUAAUAGCUUCCCAAAGGAAAAGACAUCACAACAUCAUGCAGCAUUUCAUUAACUGGUAAAGCACUUCCUCUGGUUCUCAGCACCCCGUCUGACUCUCUGCCUCCCCACAUCCUGUCUCACUUUGGUCCUCAGACACCAUGGACAUUAGCUGCUGCCUCCUGUGAAAGCCACUUCUUUAACAUGUUCAGAAGGACGUGAUACCAAAGUCGUGUCCAAAAAUGACUGGGGUUUUUGUCUGAAUUUCCUAUGUGGUUACAUUUGAACUUGCAAAAACGUUUUCCUAAUUCAAUUACACAGAAUUGGAAGUUAAAUAACUUUUGAAAGCUAGCUCCUAGCUCUGCCCCUUCACGGCAUAUGGAUCAAUCUAGUUUUGAAAUUUUAUAAUCCGUUUUUCAGUUUUUGCAACUUCUACUGAUUUUAAUUACAUUUUUGCAGUACAAGUUGUUUGCAUGUUGAUAAUUUUGCCUCAGUGGUAUUUGUAAUCACGAAUCUUACCUGAACAAUUUUCACAAGCCAAAAAAGGGUCUUUGUAUUUGUUCUUUCAGAUUCCAAAGUCACGUUUUUCAAACUGGUUUACCAUCUAUUAGUAGGUCAGAAAACAACUUAGGGGUUUGUGUCUAGAAUUUUAAAAAGUAAUAACAGAACCGAACAGAAAUUGCCAGCAGAACAUCACAUAGUAAAAGUAGGUACUGUUUUGUUAAAUGUUGGUUUAUAUGUAUCGAAGUAUACCUUAUGCUGAGUUACAAUGUAAAAUGUGUCUUCCUGAAGCCAAAGAGACUGAAAGCCACAGGUGUAAAAGCUCCUGUCAGGGAAUCAGUCAGAGGCUGGUGUCACGUAGUCUUCCGGGAACUCGGGAUAAAGCUGUGUGGACACAGUUAGGUGGUCCAGGUCUUCUAGGAAGAGAUUAGAGGAACCAAAUCCAAAUAACUCAAACAACUAAACAAUAUACACAAUUCCAAUUACUGCUGUUACAUUUCUUUCAGGUGGCAAGAAAUCGAUCUACCAAUAACUCCACAGCAAAAGGAAAGAGAAAAUACCCACUUCUUCCUCAAUUCCACAUGGCACCAGAAUAAUUAUUGCCGUUUAUAAAAUUGAAACAGAAGUAACCUAUAUAGACCCUUAGACAUGACUAUUUAAAAAAAUUUUUUAAACCAUACGUUUGAGUGCCUGUAAACCAAAAAACUCAUUUUUGUAAAACUUUAAUUUCUAAGACAUUUAAAAAGUCACAGUGGAAGUAUCUCAUAGAAACAAACAAGACUGACAAUUUGUAAACAAAACACUGUAAACAAAAAACAUUUUUGAACAUAAAACCAGAUUUUUUAAAGUUUAAAAAGUCAACACUCACGCAUGCUCAUAUUUUUUUAGUUACUGUAAGAAUUCUGCCUUUAUGCAUUAUGUGCUCUGCUAACCACGAAGAAAGCCACAUUGGGCUUCCCAGCGAAAGCACGUGCUGUCAGCAGGCUCGAGCUUCGAGGCUACAGCAGCAAGUUCAGGGCGUGCUGGGGUUCCAGAGUCAGAGCCACAUGAAGGUUCCACCCUCAUCCACUGACCCCGUCCGCCAGUGAGAUGGAGCUCACACUCGGGUGUGUAAAAUGUUCACAGAAAGUCUCCUAUUUAGAGGUCUAUUCUGUAUAGAAUGCAUAUAAAGCUAAGUAAAGAUAAAUCUAAGAAAUACCUUGGAAAAUCAGUAAAAAUCGUUAACAAUGUUAUACUCUGUAAAUUUAAUAAUUUUAAAAUACUUUAUUUCAAUAUUGCAGAACCAAUUAAUGUGAGCCCUGGCCAGGUCCCCUUAAGAAACUGUGACGACAGCACCGAGCUGGGGGUGGAGGGAGCCAGGGGCCAGUGCGAGGAGCGUCAUGGGCGCGCCCCACCAGGCCCCACCUUGGUGUUGUGCCCUCACCAGCUACAUCUGCAGCCAAGGAGACCCGAAGGGCGCCUGUCCUUCCCAGUGUCCAGUGCCAGGCCUCAGGGGGCCACCACCCACUUCUGUCACAGGCUCCUACAGCUGGCACGGUGUGUGUCCACGGACGCACCUGCAUGUGGGAUGCGCCCCUCCCUCCAGGGGAAGCUGCCUGAGUGUGUGACCGGGACACGCGCUGUCGGCACAGCCCCAAGUGGCUGUAACUGCACGGGAGCCCAAGCCUGUAACAAUGUGUAUUUAAGACCCCAGGUUCUCACCAUCCUGCCACAUGAUGGGUGUCCCAUUUCAACAGCGACAAAGA
Molecule: messenger RNA, 4211 nt
Organism: Hipposideros armiger (great roundleaf bat)
Lineage: Eukaryota; Metazoa; Chordata; Mammalia; Chiroptera; Hipposideridae
Gene: RNF32
Product: ring finger protein 32
Exons: 8
Coding region: 203-1309 (368 amino acids)
Molecular function (GO): protein binding
Source: RefSeq, a predicted model, not a curated record